AAUCAAUCAUGAAACCUACUACCUGACAUAGGUAUUACAUUAGACUUAUACCUGUCUAUUUCGAGGAAUGCAUUAGAUUUAUGCAAAUGAACGAUCUACGUUGAUAAAUUACAGUAACUUGUGAAUACGAUCUGGGAGAGCGUCGCAAAAUAUUCCCGCUAGUAUCGUUUUUCCAAUUUGACCAUACUAUAACGAUUUGCGGGAUUUUGGCAACAUUUGUCAAGUAGUGCUGCGAAGGCAAAUUCAAAUAGCAAACAAACUGUCAAGUGACUGAGAAAAAAUGUUCUCGCAGACAAAGAUGCAGUUGUGGUACCCCAAAUCAGAAGAGAAGAUAAAAGAGAAAAUGGAAAGGAAGCGAAUCAUGGAAUCGGAAAAGAGUGAAGGUGAAUUUUUAGAUGUCGACUAUCUUUCAGAAGAUUCGACGGAUACUCUGAAUCAUAGUGACGGUGAAGAAGAAACCUAUAAGAAAUGUAAGAAAACUAGAGACUGUUCUUUCAAAGAGCAAAUGACGGCAACCAUCAGCGAUUUCGUUGAUCCAGCCUACUGGAAAAAAGAGCUACUCUGUUGCGGAAUCAUCUUCAGAGGGUUGCACAACGAAGUCAUGAUAGACCUUAAUUUCUUGAAGCCAUGUCCUAGCAGACGAAACAAAAACAAAAAAUGAUGUGAAGAUUGAGUAGACAGUAGACAUUAAUGUCGCUCAUAAAGCAAUGCUUUUAAUUGCACCAACAAAAGAAAUGAGAAAAAACUGAUUAGUCCAUGUUAAUUUUAUGCUAUGUAUAAUACAAUAUGGUUUCUCGUCCCGGAUGUCAACCAAAUAUUUUUGUGACGCCUAGUCACAAAAGAAUACAAAGGAUCCUUUCAGUAACAACACAGAGGGUAGUCCAUAAUGAAUGCGCCAAAAGAAAUCCUGGAUUAAACUGAAUAAAGUUAAUUUCAUUCCCGUUGAUAAGAUACCGGGUGUUACAGUGAUGUUUUUGAAAUAGUUUUUCCUGUAUGACUAAAGCUGUUUUGUGAUACAUAAAAAUUGAGAAUUGAGGAUUUCUGAGAAGGAGAAACACGACAAUGUUGCAUUUUUCGAUAUAAUAUAUAUAGGUUGCCGCCAUAUAAUAAGUUAAAAAGUACAGCAUAGAUGUUGUGUUAUUGUCAAAAACAUCGAUUCCAAAUUUUCAUGUUGAGAAGAACAGCUUAAGUUAUAUUAAAAAGGUAUUGAUAUAUCUCAUUAACAAGCGAUAUAUUUAGCUCAAUAUCAUUAUUUUCACCUGUUCAAUCUUGGAUUGUUUUUGCUUAUUCAUUAUACGGACUACCCGGAUAGAUUUUGGAUCGUCAUCACGUUAUCAUACAUUUUUAUUAGAGUGCACCUUUUAUUUGAACUUCCAUAGAUAUUUCGUGGUGUGUGAUAUCCUGGACUACAAUAUGUAAUAUAUAAUAAUGUUUCUCGAAGAAAAAAUACAAUUUAGGAACAAAAGAAAAAAGCAUAUCCCGCAAUAAACAUAUACAACACCACAAGAAGCACAUUUUUAGUUACAUGACGUUGAAUAUCUAUAAAAUGUAAGGAUUAGAAUAUACAACGCGUUAACAUUUUUUUUAAUUUUAACAACCUACUUCUAAAAAACAGAAAUAUAAAAGUAACCUAACCGACGGUUUACUAAUUUGUCAAAACAUCUAUACUUUUUUUAAAGAUACAAACAACAAAGGAACAGUAAUGAACUUUAUCAAUAAAAAACAAUAGAUAAGGUAAACAUUUAUAUUAUAUAUAAUAAAAUC
Molecule: messenger RNA, 1764 nt
Organism: Acanthoscelides obtectus
Lineage: Eukaryota; Metazoa; Arthropoda; Insecta; Coleoptera; Chrysomelidae
Source: the annotation of a GenBank genome assembly